This is a messenger RNA of Botrytis sinoallii, 618 nucleotides long. RefSeq lists its product as uncharacterized. The coding region runs from base 1 to 618 and encodes 205 amino acids. Gene Ontology annotation, molecular function: nucleic acid binding. The transcript has 3 exons. NCBI's taxonomy places the organism in Eukaryota, Fungi, Ascomycota, Leotiomycetes, Helotiales, Sclerotiniaceae. The record is from RefSeq and is a predicted model, not a curated record.
AUGGCCGGCGUAGUCGCUUCUUUUGAUUCCAAAUUCUGUCAUUUUGCUGCAUCUGCUCGCCUCCAGCCAAAUAAUGCAGAGGUACUCCAUCUAAGCGGCAUGGUCAAAGAGAGACUACAGCUUUAUCAGGAAAAAAAUGGAGGGAAUCUUCCCUUGAACAUUCUAUUUUACCGAGAUGGCGUUAGUGAGAGUCAGUUUGGCAUGGUACUUACUCAAGAGCUUCCACAAAUCGACAAAGCUUGUAAGGAAUUCACGGAGAAGCAAGGAAAACCUGAUGUUCGUGUCACGUUGCUAGUCGUCACGAAGCGCCACCACAACCGUUUUUUCCCGCUUAAUUUGGAAAAGAAUACCGAGAAUAUAAGUGGGGGUCUGGUGGUUGACAAGCACAUCAUGAAUCCUAAUCAAAUGAGCUUUUUCCUUCAAAGCCAUGAUUCCCCGCUGGGGACAGCACGGUCGGCGCACUACACUGUCAUCGCUAAUCAAUGCAAAUUGACUUUGGAUCAACUAGAACAAGUGACACAUAAAUUAUGUUUUGUGGGUUCUCGAGCGCCUAAGGGAUUAUCUGUCUGCGUUCCAGCAAGAUAUGCCGAUAUCCUUUGCGACCGGCUCCGGUGUUAG